Molecule: messenger RNA, 1728 nt
Organism: Triticum dicoccoides
Lineage: Eukaryota; Viridiplantae; Streptophyta; Magnoliopsida; Poales; Poaceae
Exons: 5
Coding region: 337-1158 (273 amino acids)
Source: RefSeq, a predicted model, not a curated record
UGAGGAAAACGAUUCGCAGCCCACCUCUUGCUCGCUCGAACAGAGACACACACGAACCGCUCGGUCAUAUCUCCCCUCUCCCUCGCGUUCUCCCUCUGGAAACCCUCAGCGCCGCCGCCACGCCCGGCCCCCUCGGUCGCCGGCCGGAUUCUCUCCAACUACUCCAGAUCCGGCCGUCCCAGCUAGUUCCCCGCCGAUUCCCGUCCUCACAGCCGCGAGUACCGCCGUCAGCGAGGAGCAGCGCCGGUGGGGGAAGGAGGAGCGAGCUCAGUGAGGAGCAGCGCCGGCGAGCAAGGAGGAGCAUCCCGACGACCAAUCCCCAUCGCCCAAAGCGCAAUGUGUGAUGAACAUGUCGGAGAUACUGCUCAGCCACCGUCAGCACAAGCAGUACAAGAACUAGUUGAUUCAUUCUCAGAUCAACAGCUUGAUGCUACAGAAAUACAAAAGUCGAUGCAUGGUGGGAUCCAAAAACAAGCAAAGAACGACACAGUCUUUACUCCCAAGCAAGCUGGGUUAGGCAGAUCAUACAGGGAGAUGUUGACGGACGAGGAAGAAGAUGUGGUUUCAUACCGUCCUUUCUGGGAAUACACUUGGGGCGACAAGUGUGGUUCCUUCGAAGACUACACCUUUUUGACUCCCACACUUUAUACAUAUGGAACCAUCCCAGCACAUGCUGGCCCCUUCGGUUUCUUGCAGAUCUUCUCCAUCAAAGUCAUGGAGAAUGAAAUGUGGAGAAUCAGGUGGCCAGUGGAGGUAUAUGGCUUCAUUGCUGCUCGAGACAAUUUGGAUCGCAAUCGCAACCUUCUGUUCAGCCAGACAAGGGAUGAGCCCCAAAUUCUCACUCAACAGAUAAGGGAGAACCUUUUAUCUUGGCUGAAUCGUUGUUUGAGAGAAAAUAGAAAGACGAAGGCGAUGAAGAGGAUACAUGAGCGGUCAAGUCAGCGUGAGGUGGAGAAGAUGUGGUGUUUCUGUCGGCGGCGCUGGGCCAGCAACAUCAGGCAGUGGACUACGGGGAGCUGCCGUGGGUGGUGGCUACAGUUUCCACGAGAGUGGGGUGGGGGUGGCACACGUGGGGGCGAUGGCAGCAAGUGGAUCCGUACCGCUGAGGUGCACAACCACUCCGAGAAGGCCACAACAGCAGAGGAGCGGGAUCGGUGAGAAGAUUGAAGGUGUUGCGGACCCUGAUACUCAAUUCCAACAAGGUCAUGACCUUUUUUUCCUUCUUUCUUUGUCGGUGGAUUUGCGGCUGCUGAGUUCGUGUUUGUGAUGAAAUUAAUGAGUUAAUGUUUGCACUGGUUUGCAUGUUAUAGAUUAACAAGGCAUCUAUGCUUGACGAGGCCAUUGAGUAUGAGAAGCAGCUGUAUCUGGAAGUUAGUAAGCAUGCAUGGAUGCAUGGUUGGAUGAUGAGCUUAGAUUGAGGGAGAUGGUGGUCUCAUCGAGGACGUAUGCAUGUAAGAUCUCUAUGAUUAGGGCCCAAUGCUCAGUUAAUUUCUGAGUGAUGGAGUUCGUCGAAUAAACGUGAACCACAUCAUAGGAAGGGGUGUUAUUCUAGCUUUAGUCGAUGCACAAUAUUCAAUUCAUAUAUGAUUCCAACGGCUUUACUUCCAUAUCACAGGUUUUCCCAAACCAAAUAUUAGUAAUGCCACAUGUAUACGAUUAGUGUCUAUUCAUUUGUUUUGUUUCCACUUCCAUUUUAUUGCCAGCAAGCAACAUUGACCUCAGACAUCU